Messenger RNA from Microthlaspi erraticum, 1107 nucleotides. The record is from the annotation of a GenBank genome assembly. Lineage: Eukaryota; Viridiplantae; Streptophyta; Magnoliopsida; Brassicales; Brassicaceae.
AUGCACACUACUCGAUCGUGUAAGGAUAAGAAUUUGAUCCUGCUCAACUCGAACAUCAACAAGCUACAAAGGAGAAGAAAAACCGGAAAUAAGCUGAAUCGAGUUGACAUGGAUCAACACGAUCAGAACCCGCAGAAUCUGAAUACGCAGAAUCGAGCACCACCAGGUGAAGAUCUGCAGAAAAAUAACCCGGCAGCUGCACCAGUCCAGAGAGUAGCACGAUGCAUUGGAGCCGGUGAUGCACCGAACACACACGUUCAGAGACAGGGGAUCGUUCCUCCAGCUGUGGCGAACAACAACUUUGAGAUCAAGCCCGAUCUCAUCUCCAUGAUUCAAAACAACAAGUUUCAUGGACUCCCUAUGGAAAACCCACUCGACCAUCUGGAUGAGUUCGAUCGACUUUGUGUCCUCACCAAAAUCAAUAGAGUCACUAAAGACGGUUUCAAGCUGCGUUUGUUCCCAAUCUCUCUAGGGGACAAAGCUCAUCAAUGGGAGAAAAAUCUGCCUCAGGGAUCCAUCACUUCUUGGAACGACUGUAAGAAAGCCUUCCUCGCCAAGUUCUUCUCUCCCUCCAGAACUGCAAGGCUUAGGAACGAAAUCUCUGGAAUCGUUCAAAAGAAUGGAGAAACGUUCUCUGAAGCUUGGGAGCGCUUCAAGAACUACACUAAUCAGUGCCCUCACCACGGAUUCAGCAUGGAGUCGCUUCUCAGCACUCUCUACAGAGCUGUGCCACCCAGAAUCAAACAGAUGCUUGAUACAUCGAGCAAUGGCAACUUCCUCAACAAGGAUGUUCAGGAAGGUUGGGAACUAGUUGAGGAUCUGGCACAAUCAUGCGGGACCUAUAAUAAAGAUUACGACCAUACUCAGAGGGGUUGGAUCGAAUCCGAUGAGAAGCACCGCAAGGAGAUCAAGGCCCUAAACGAGAAGCUCAAUAAGCUUUUAGUGGUUCAGCAGAAACCAGUUCACUUCGUUACUGAGGAGGGCGACUAUCUGAUUCAAGAAGGGGAGAUCAAUCCCUCCACUAAGGAGCUAUGCUACAUCCAAAAUCAAGGAGGUUUCACAAAGGGGUUUGUCCCAUACAAACAACACCCCAAUCUAUCUUACUGA